Molecule: messenger RNA, 1542 nt
Organism: Glycine soja
Lineage: Eukaryota; Viridiplantae; Streptophyta; Magnoliopsida; Fabales; Fabaceae
Product: malate dehydrogenase, mitochondrial-like
Exons: 7
Coding region: 166-1203 (345 amino acids)
Biological process (GO): malate metabolic process; tricarboxylic acid cycle
Cellular component (GO): cytoplasm; mitochondrion
Molecular function (GO): L-malate dehydrogenase (NAD+) activity
Source: RefSeq, a predicted model, not a curated record
CCCGAAAUAGAUGCAGGCGCUGGCUCGCUCACUCACUAAUCGCCACUCUCACCAUAAAUUGUGACCCUCGUCACGCCAACGCUUUCGUUGUUCCCCUUUCUCUCGUUUUUUCUCAGAACCUUCUGAGGUUAAAGCAAAAAACAAAGAGAGAGAGAGAGAGAGAAAAUGAUGAAGCCAUCGAUGCUCAGAUCUCUCCACUCCGCCGCCACCCGCGGCGCCUCUCAUCUCUUCCGCCGUGGGUACGCCUCCGAGCCGGUGCCGGAGCGCAAGGUAGCCGUUCUCGGCGCCGCCGGCGGGAUCGGGCAGCCUCUCUCCCUUCUCAUGAAGCUCAAUCCCCUCGUUUCGAGCCUCUCCCUUUACGAUAUCGCCGGAACUCCCGGCGUCGCCGCCGAUAUCAGCCACAUAAACACCAGAUCUGAGGUAGUGGGGUACCAAGGUGAUGAAGAGCUUGGAAAAGCUUUGGAGGGUGCCGAUGUUGUUAUAAUUCCUGCUGGUGUGCCCAGAAAGCCUGGAAUGACUCGUGAUGAUCUUUUUAACAUCAAUGCUGGCAUUGUUAAGACGCUGUGUACUGCUAUUGCUAAGUAUUGCCCCCAUGCCCUUGUUAACAUGAUAAGCAAUCCUGUGAACUCCACUGUUCCUAUUGCUGCUGAAGUUUUCAAGAAGGCAGGAACUUAUGAUGAGAAGAGAUUGUUUGGUGUUACCACCCUUGAUGUUGUUAGGGCAAAAACUUUCUAUGCUGGGAAAGCCAAUGUUCCAGUUGCUGGUGUUAAUGUACCUGUUGUGGGCGGUCAUGCAGGCAUUACUAUUCUGCCACUAUUUUCUCAAGCCACACCAAAAGCCAAUCUUGAUGAUGAUGUCAUUAAGGCUCUUACAAAGAGGACACAAGAUGGAGGAACAGAAGUUGUAGAAGCUAAGGCUGGAAAGGGUUCUGCAACUUUGUCAAUGGCCUAUGCUGGUGCCCUUUUUGCUGAUGCUUGCCUCAAGGGCCUCAAUGGAGUCCCAGAUGUUGUCGAGUGCUCUUUCGUGCAAUCCACUGUUACUGAACUUCCCUUCUUUGCUUCCAAGGUGAGGCUUGGGACGGUUGGUGUGGAGGAAGUUCUGGGCUUGGGGCACCUCUCAGAUUUUGAGCAACAAGGCCUCGAAAGCCUUAAGCCUGAACUCAAAUCAUCAAUUGAGAAGGGAAUCAAAUUUGCCAACCAGUAAUUGAACAUGUUAUCACAUACAUGUCUGGUAGGUUACUGGAUAUUCCUUUAAGAACCAAAUCAAAUUUUGCAUUCUCAGAACCAUUGAUGUAUUGUUGUCGGCAGUGGUGUGGCGGUUUUGUUGUUUUAUUUAGUGUAGGUAUACGCCAUGGUUUAAUAAUUAAAGUCUGAGAGCUGUUUGUUGCCAAAGGGAUUGAACGAUCUUAAAACCAGGUUUAGGAUUUGGCAUUCCAUUAAUAAUGGUCCCUUUUAACUGUAUGGUUUCACUUAAUGUAAUUGCAGGGUGUUGUACCCUUUAUUCACAUUUUUUCUCACUUAAAUAUGUUUUUGAUUUCUGUGA